This is a messenger RNA of Atta colombica, 786 nucleotides long. RefSeq lists its product as uncharacterized. The record is from RefSeq and is a predicted model, not a curated record. The transcript is spliced from 4 exons. Lineage: Eukaryota; Metazoa; Arthropoda; Insecta; Hymenoptera; Formicidae. Bases 26 to 709 code for a protein of 227 amino acids.
UUUAUCUAUAUUUUAAAAUAAAAAUAUGGAAUAUACAUUAGAAGAUGCUUUCGAAUUGUUAGUAGAGAGAAAGAAAGAACAGGAAAAAAAUAUUGAAGAUCUGAUAAAUAAACUAUCGAACAAUGAAGUCUUCACAAUAAAAUCAUCCAGUUCGUUGGAUGACAUGAGAAUCAGACAGAACAAGUUGCAUGACAGCUUGUGUAAGGAAAUUCGACAGGUGGAUCCUAAAGAUUAUCCAAUUUUGAGAACAUCUGACUUGCGUGCAGAAAUGUUAAUCGAGCUGGAGGCAGAGAUUUAUGACAUGCAAAAGCUCCUUGAUAAUCAGCAACAAAAGCUUUCUGAUAUCCAGGAGGACAUUGCAUAUUUGAGAAAUAAGAAAAAUGGACUGAAUAAAAUGCAGGAAGUUUAUUUGGAUAUUACAGAAACCUUUGUAAACAUAACUUACAAGAAGGAAUUCACCUUAGUGAAACAUUUAUUUUCCAAAAUAAAGGAUGAUUUGCAUACUGUGGUGGAUGUAAUUUUUCCGAACAAUGAUGAUUUCAAGAACUUAUUAGCGGCACUAACGAGAGCUUACAUGAAAGGGGGAGAUGAUGUUUAUAUAGAUGUCAUGCCUAACGUAUUAACUUACAUAAAUUUUCUACUAGAAGCCGAUAUAAUACAAUACCAUCCUAAUGAUAAGACUAGAAUUAGAAUGAUCGAGAUACUAUGAUAUCUGGUAAUCUAUCCUGGAUAUCUGAUAUUUUUAAUGUUUCUGUACCUAAUAAUUUUGUACAACAACUUCGUGCU